Messenger RNA from Carassius auratus (goldfish), 3162 nucleotides. RefSeq names its product gastrula zinc finger protein XlCGF26.1-like. Lineage: Eukaryota; Metazoa; Chordata; Actinopteri; Cypriniformes; Cyprinidae. Gene Ontology annotation, biological process: regulation of DNA-templated transcription. The record is from RefSeq and is a predicted model, not a curated record. Gene Ontology annotation, molecular function: RNA polymerase II cis-regulatory region sequence-specific DNA binding; DNA-binding transcription factor activity, RNA polymerase II-specific. The transcript is spliced from 2 exons. The coding region runs from base 230 to 1474 and encodes 414 amino acids.
UUUAACAUCAGAGGAAGAAGAUUAGUUUCACCGUGAUCUCUGAUGUUUUGUCGUAAUACUUGCUUAAUACAAACUAUUAUAAAUGUUUUUUCUGUAAAUAGAGAAAUACAGUUUUUGAAUCUGGUCAGUAAUACUGUAAUAUUCUCAUCCUCACAGCCGUGACUAAGUUUUGAAUCAAGCAGGAAUAUCUGGAGGAGUAUCAUCUGAACUGAGAUCUGCUGCUGUAAAGAUGAUGUUUGUUAAAGAGGAGAGUGAAGAAAACACGAGUGAACCAGAAACCUGGAGAAUAAAACAAGAGGAACCAGAUACCCAGAAAGUAAAACACGAGGAACAAGGAGGCCUGAUGAAAAUGAAAGAAGAAAGACAAGAUCUGAAUGAAAUGGAGGAGAUAUAUCAGGAUCAGAAAGAUCAUGAUGUCAAUGGAGAAAAAUCAGUGAGUUGCAACAUUAAAACAACAGAAGUCAAGAGGCCUUUCAGCUGCUCUCAGUGUGGAAACACUUUCACAUGUAACAGAAAUCUUAAAAAGCACAUAUUAAUUCAUGCUGAGAUAAAGCCUUUCAGCUGCUCUCAGUGUGAAAAGAGUUUUACACAGAGAGCAAUCUUAAAGAAUCACUUGUCAACUCAUACUGGGAUAAAGCCUUUCAGCUGCUCUCUGUGUGGAAAGAGUUUCAUAUGUAAGCGAAAUCUUAAGGAUCAUAUGGUAAUUCAUGCUGGGAUAAAGCCUUUCAACUGCUCUCAAUGUGGAAAGAAUUUUACACAGAAAGCAAGCCUUAAGAAGCACAUGUUAAUUCAUGCUGGGAUAAAGUCUUUCAGUUGCUCUCAGUGUGAAAAAAGUUUUACACAGAAAGCAAGCCUUAAGAAGCACAUGGUAAUUCAUACUGGGAUAAAGUCUUUCAGUUGCUCUCAGUGUGGAAAGAGUUUUACACAGAAAACAAGCUUAAAGAAUCACAUGUUAAUUCAUGCUGGACUAAAGCCUUUCAGCUGCUCUCAGUGUGGAAAGAGUUUUAUAAAGAAAGGACAACUUAAGGAUCAUUUGGUAACUCACACUUCAGAAAAGCCUUUUGUCUGCUCUCAAUGUGGGAACACUUUCAGACGUAAAGCAAGCCUUGAGAAGCACAUGUUAAUUCAUACUGGAAUAAAGUCUUUCAUCUGCUCUCAGUGCGGAAACGCUUUCAGAUGUAAAGCAAGCCUUAAAAGGCACACAUUAAAUCAUACUGGGAUAAAGCCUUUCAGCUGUUCUGAGUGUGGAAAUAGUUUUACACAUAAAUUAAGCCUUAAAAGGCACAUGUUAAUUCAUGCUGGAAUAAAGCCUUACACCUGCACUCAGUGUGCAAAGACUUUUACACAGAGAGGGCAACUUAAUAAUCAUUUGGUAACUCACACUUCAGAAAGUAAUUUCUCCUGCUCUCAGUGUGGAAAGAGUUUUACAUAUAAAUCAAACCUUAAGAGGCACAUGUUAAUUCAUACUGGGUAACAACCUUUCACUUGGUCUCAGUGUGAAAAUAAUUUUACAAAGAAACAGCUACUUAAUAAUCAUUUGGUAACUCGCACUUCAGAAAGUAAUUUCUCCUGCUUUCAGUGUGGAAAGAGUUUCACACAGAAAGGACACUGUAAGGUUAAUUUGGUAACUCACUCCUCAUAAAAGCCUUUCCCCUUAGGGAAUUAAAGCUAAUGACUGUUAUUCUGAAUGACUGUUGUCAUCUAUUGGAUCACCUCAAGGAUGUGUCCUCUCUCCUUUAUUUUUGAUCUUGUAGUUCUAGAAAUAGGCAUAUUAUAAAAUUUCCUGAUGAUUCUGUAAUCGUUAGCUUAAUGAGUGAGGAGGACUCCAUGUUUGGUCCUGUGGUUGAUGUUUUUAUUAUCUGGUGUCAGAAUGCUUUCUUAAAACUUAAAGGUACAAUAUGUAAGUUUUUGCCACUGCAGGGCGUGUAUUGAAAAUGAACAAAGACAAGGUAGCGUAGUAGAUCCCAACGUUAUUUAAACGUUCUUUGAAACAUUUGGGAUUUACAUUGUCAUUUUGCAGACGGUUUUAUCCAAAGUGACUUCCAAUUGGGGAAUACAUAAAAUGAUUCUUCUUAAAGAGACAAACAGACACAGGAAGUGCUUGUAAUACCAAGUUUUAGACGUUAUUCAAAUGAGUACAAACUAGAAAGAGAAGAAAUAGGGUAAGAUUAUUAUUUUAUUUUACGAAGAAACCAAGUAGUUUUUUCAUUGGAGAAAUUGAUCUGUCUUGGUAUUAGAUACAUUUACUCAUUUAGCUGACGCUUUUAUCCAAGGCAACUUACAAUUGCUACAUAUGUCAGAGGUUGCACGCCUCUGGAGCAACUAGGGGUUAAGUGUCUUGCUCAGGCACACACUGGUGUCUCACAGUGGAUUCGAACCCGGGUCUCUCACACCAAAGCCAUGUGUCUUUUGUGUUUUUGGAUAUUUUAAUAAAGCAAUCUUACAUAUUGUGCUUUUAAUGUUUCUAAAACUUAGAAGAUGACUAUUGAUUUUAAUUCUAGGAGGAAAUAUGUUUAGUAUAAGCAAACAGGUAUGAAUGAAGUAGGUAUUGUGAGUGUUUAACAGUACAAGUAUUUGGGCACUGUUUUGGAUAACAAAUUGUUAUUUUCUCCUAAUACUGACCGAUUGUGUAAGAGGGGACAGCAAAGAUUGUAUUGCUUGCAGAAAUUAAGGUCAUUUAAUGUGGACAAAACAUUGAUAUGCAUGUUCUUCAGAUAUUAUGUUGAGUUACUGUUAUCUUUUUCACUGUUGUGCUGGUUUAAUUCUCUAAAUGUGAAAAACAAGAAUUUCCUUGAGAGGAUUGUAAACCAGGGAAGUUAAAUAACGUGGAGGAAGCAGAUCAUUAUGAUCCAGUUAUAUCAUAGACUGGUUUUGGAGAAAACCCAGAGUAUUUUGUCAGAUGAUUGUCACACUAUGUAUCACAAGUUUGAACUUUCCUCUUCUGGCAUUUGUUAUAGAACCCCUAUUAGUAAAACAAAUCCGUUUAGAAUUUCAUUCAACUCCAUCAGCUGUUAAGUUUUAAAAUUUAAGGUAAGAACUUAUUAGGAAUUAAAUGGAGUGUUUUUUAGUUGUUGUUGUUUUUUUAUUUAUUUUUUUUGUAUUGCGUUUUGGUUAUGUGAAAUGUUUGAUUGCUGUAACCAAUGAAAUAAAUAAAGAUGAACU